Microthlaspi erraticum is the source of this 840-nucleotide messenger RNA. NCBI's taxonomy places the organism in Eukaryota, Viridiplantae, Streptophyta, Magnoliopsida, Brassicales, Brassicaceae. The record is from the annotation of a GenBank genome assembly.
AUGGUUCUCAGACAUUCCUCAACUCUCUUCUUCUCUUCUUCUUCUUCUUCACCUCUCUUCUUCACCAAAAUCAACUCCUCUCGUUCCUUCACUUCCAUCAAGAUGGAAAGAGGUGAAGACAAUGGAGCCAAGAAGGUGUUCGUCGCCGGAGCAACUGGGAAAACCGGGAAGAGGAUCGUGGAGCAGUUGUUGUCUCGUGGCUUUGCCGUCAAAGCCGGCGUUCGUGACCUAGACAAAGCAAAAUCAUCUUUCAAACCAGACCCGUCUCUUCACAUCGUUAGAGCAGACGUGACAGAAGGUCCAGAGAAGCUAGCCGAAGCCAUAGGCGAUGAUUCCCAAGCCGUGAUCUGCGCGUCCGGGUUUCGUCCCGGGUUCGAUCUGUUCGCUCCUUGGAAAGUCGAUAACUUGGGGACAGUGAAUCUGGUGGACGCGUGUCGUAAACAAGGAGUGAACAGGUUUGUUCUCAUAAGCUCAAUCUUGGUGAACGGAGCUGCAAUGGGGCAGAUUCUUAACCCAGCCUACAUCUUCCUCAACGUCUUUGGACUGACUCUCGUCGCAAAGCUUCAAGCCGAGAAGUAUAUCAAGAAAUCAGGCAUCAACUAUACUAUAGUAAGACCCGGUGGUCUUAAAAACGAUCCUCCAUCAGGAAACUUAGUCAUGGAGCCAGAGGACACUCUGUCGUCUGGGAGCAUAUCGAGAGACCAGGUCGCGGAAGUUGCAGUGGAAGCUUUGCUUAACGAGGAAUCAUCUUUCAAGGUUGUGGAGAUUGUUGCUCGUCCUGAUGCUCCAAAACUCUCCUACAAAGAUCUCUUUGCUUCUGUUAAAGCACAUAUUAAUUAA